UGAAAGUCAAAACCCUAAAUGGAACAGUUAAAACACUGAGAAAUCGAGAGAGAGCUGCCGCCGGUAACAAGAUGUGCGGAAUCGCUUUACUUGUCUCUGGCAUUCGCAUCUGCUUAUCGUCUCUAAAUCUCGAUUCCAUAUCUUCAUCCUCUAAAUCACAUCUGGUUUUUUCUGUAGAUGAUCUUAAAGCUGCUUUACAAAGACGUGGCCCCGAUAGCUUGGGCACCAUGAAGCUUCUUCUUCCUCUUCAUUCUAACUCUUCAAAUUCUACUAACUAUCGGGUUUCUUCUUUUAACGAGGAAUCUCACGUCCUAGACAAUGGUUCGGACAUGCCUGAAUCUUUUGCUGAAUUUGUUUUUCUCGGUGCUACGUUGCAGUUAAGGGGAGUGUCUCCUGUUUGUCAGCCAUUGAUGGAUUCUUCAAGGAACGUUCUUGUUUACAAUGGUGAAAUAUUUGGAGGAAUUGAGGUUGGUAUUCACAAAAAUGAUACUGAAAGUCUUAUGCAAUCUCUGGGAAACUGCUGUUCCUGCCGUUCCCAGGAACAUAGGACAACUUGUGAUUUUAAUGGACAAGCGAAAGGUUCUAUUGUUGAUGUUCUUUCAGUUAUAAAAGGACCAUGGGCUAUCAUUUACUGGCAGGAAAGUUCGAAAACCCUGUGGUUUGGUCGAGAUGCGUUUGGUAGGAGAAGUCUUCUUGUUCACUGGCCCACCAUGGAGGAUCCUCGUUUUCUGCUUUCAUCUGUGUCACCUACUUCGUCAAGGCUACAAGAUUCCAGCUUUGAAGUUGAAAAUGGGAGUAGUGGCAUCAAAUUUUGGGAAGAGCUUUCGUGUGGGAUAUACAGUAUGUCUGUAGAUGUGAAAAAAUCAGAUGGGAGUUUUCAUAGUGAAAUCAAGAAACAUGAAUGGACCAAUGCUAUGCUGAAAGAACUGAUCAAAUGGGAAAGAGUUUCCAUCGAACCCAAACCUGCAGAGUUGAAUUUUUCCCAUUCUAGGACUUCGAGUGCUGAACUUGACAUAAAUUCGUCUUCUUCAGUUUUGGCGCAGAAUGUGUUGACAGCUUUGAGGGAAUCAAUGUUGCGGCGCAUAUCACUGUAUAAUAUUUAUCAGGCCCUAAAAGAAACUGUUCCCGUGGCUGUUCUCUUUUCUGGUGGAUUAGAUUCUAUGAUUAUUGCUGCAUUGUUGGAUCAAUGCUUAGAUCCUAAUUAUGAGAUUGAUCUCCUUAAUGUGAGCUUUGAUGGUGAGUCUGCUCCUGAUAGAGUCAGUGCAAAAAUAGGACUUAAGGAACUUAGAAGGGUUGCACCUUUGAGAAGGUGGAGACUUGUUCAUAUCGAUGCUGAUUUGUCAAAGUUGACAUGGGAAACAAAGCGUGUCUUGUCGCUUAUUAAUCCUGCCAAUACGUACAUGGAUCUGAAUAUAGGAAUAGCUUUGUGGCUUGCUGCUCGUGGUGAAGGUUGGAUAUGCAAAGAGAGUAAUAAUGAGACUGAUGAAGAUAAACGUGUCAAUUACACAUCAAGGGCCAGAAUUCUGCUUGUUGGUUCUGGUGCAGAUGAGCAAUGUGCCGGAUAUGGUCGGCACAAGACAAAGUAUAGGCAUGAUAGUUGGCUUGGGCUACACAAGGAAAUGAAAUUGGACAUGCAGAGAAUUUGGAAAAGAAAUCUAGGAAGAGAUGAUAGAUGUAUUGCCGAUACUGGAAAGGAGGCCAGAUUUCCGUUCUUAGAUGAAGACAUUAUUAGGACGCUUUUGGAUAUUCCUCUUUGGGAGGUUGCCGAUCUUGAUCAACCAAGUGGAAAAGGUGAUAAGAAGAUUCUGAGAGAGGUCGCGCAUAUGCUUGGUUUGCAUAAUGCUGCAAUUCUUCCCAAGAGAGCAAUUCAGUUCGGAUCAAGAAUUGCGAGGGAGUCAAAUCGAAAGAACUUUGGAAGUAAUCGAGCAGCCAACCAGGCAUCUGCAGGAAGUGUAGUAAUAAAUGUACAAUCGUACUUCAGUUGAUGUUGUGCUUUGAUGAUGCUUGUUGGAUUCAAAGGCUUUUCUGGCCGGUUUAAAUACAGGAUUUCCUUCUCAGCAAGUGUUUAUGGCGACAACGGUGAUAAAUUUGACAAGCCAAAUGCAGUCUUCUAGUUUAUAAAGCUAAUCUAACAUGCAUCACAGGCACUGCUUUAAGAUUCCAAUGGCAUCAGAAUACAUGCAGGAUCCUUGUUUUUCACAUUCUUCUCGAAACCCCGAAGCUUUUGAGAAUGAAUUUCACUGGUUGCUGAUGAUGAUAUUCAGGCAAGGCAACCGAUGCAAUCUAUGUUGCUCGAAUUUGUCAGAUAUAGGUAUGUCUUCAACAUGAGUAGGUUUAAUAUUUUUUGUAAAAAGUAUUUUCAUGUAUUCAGAAAACCGAUUCCCAAUUGUGUGUCAAAUAAGAACCGUUUUAGAAAAUGAAGAGUGCAAGUUUUUGGUUCA
This is a messenger RNA of Gossypium raimondii (Peruvian cotton), 2441 nucleotides long. RefSeq lists its product as uncharacterized. The transcript has 13 exons. The record is from RefSeq and is a predicted model, not a curated record. NCBI's taxonomy places the organism in Eukaryota, Viridiplantae, Streptophyta, Magnoliopsida, Malvales, Malvaceae. Gene Ontology annotation, molecular function: asparagine synthase (glutamine-hydrolyzing) activity. The coding region runs from base 72 to 1985 and encodes 637 amino acids.